Molecule: messenger RNA, 3057 nt
Organism: Caenorhabditis sp. 36 PRJEB53466
Lineage: Eukaryota; Metazoa; Nematoda; Chromadorea; Rhabditida; Rhabditidae
Source: the annotation of a GenBank genome assembly
AUGCAGUGCCCCACAGCUGGUGAUUCUGGCGUUAUGGAUCCGCAACAAGCGCAACCGGCCGCCGACAAACCAAAAAAGAAGUUCCAGGUGGUCCCAGUUCCUGGAGAGUUCACGCGUGGGCGGUGGAAAGUGAUAGACACUCGAUUCGGGUCAGCCUUGGGAGGUGAGUGCAGUUUUUCGUUUUUUCGCCUAAUAUCUUUGUUUUAGAGUUUGGAAACUACCCACCAGAGGAUGAGUACAAAAUGCUAGUGUCGUGCAAGAAUAACGUGAUCACAGUCCGAAAGAAGUUUCCCCGUCCGUCUUCCGAAUCUUCUGCUCCAGCCGGAUCAGAUGAAGCAAACAGCAUUCGAGUUCUCGAAAAGAGUCAGCCACGGUGAGCGCAUGUUUUUAGCGGACAGAUGAGAAAUCACGUGUGCGCGCGAAGAUAUGGAAAGAGACGUCUCUCUGGAGAAUUGGAAUUGCUCGACGAGGAGAUGAAAGGCUCUGGGAAACGGGAAGAACUUUUGUUUCCGGAAAGACUUUUUUCGGACUAUUAUAGGCUACAUACUUCCUCUGAACAUCAAACAUCGCCUCGAAUGUGUACGCGAGUAGUAUGUUUGGGUUUAAGAGUGGUGACCCGAAUUUGAAAAGUCGCGCAUAAUACUUUCCACGUUUCCGAGUCGGGCAUCGGUUUCGUUUUUCAUCCUUUCUUCACAACACUCUGGCGACCUCGCCAAAUAUAGUAUGGUGGUCCAACUAUGCUCGGUACUUUCAGUAUCACUUUCUAUUGUGAAAAAUGAACAAGACACAUUUUGCUGAAAACAUUGGAAACGGAAAACAGAAAUAUCCAUUUGCUUUUCUAUUAUCGUCAAUUUGAAUGGUGUGGGUCUCUUCUUCAAAGUGUGAUGCCGGCCCAAACCAAAAAUGAAGGAAGAAAACUGAAAGCACGAAAACGAGUGGAUUUUUCUCUCACUCAGUCCCUAUCUCCUCCUUUUUCCCAUUCCCAUCACGAUUUCGAGCCAAUCCACACAACCUAGUUGCAUGUGAGAGCACAAGAAACGAUGGAAUUUUAUUUUGGCGUGUGGCGCGACUGCCAUGGUGGUCUGGGCUCUCGCGCCUCCGCCUGCCGGAGCUCGUCGUCGACCAGAAAAGCCGCCAUGCGAAAAAAGCAGCUGAGAGGACAGAAAAAUGUCUUCUUUCUUCUCCUUCUUCUUCUUUCUUUGCUUUUUUUGCUCGAAACUUUUUUUUUCUAUUCCUGGAAGGUUUCCAUGGUGUUCUUUUCGCACUUUCUCUUCCGGAUCCCACCGCCAAGUUUCGUUUCACAACAUCAACGACCCCUUUCCCAUCCAACCUUUUUGUUUUUAUACGCGUUCAAGGCAAGGCUCUCACUUUUCAACCUUUUCAUUUCUUCUUAGGCGCUUGCCGGUGUAAGACCAUCUAAUACAUAAUUCUAUAAUGGCAUUUGGUAGGAUAGUCGAGAGAAGCAUAGUAGUAUAGAGUCAAUAUUGGUGAGGCCCCCUCGAUGCCCGUCCUCGCGAGCAGCCGUUUUCGUUGCCUUCCUCAAUUCUCACGUUGUGAGAAGAGCGAGUGGAGACACGGGGGCAGUGUACCACGAAAUAAUCAAUUUUCGCAUUCUUCCUGUGCUCGAGAGUGUGCGAGAAAAUCACUCGCCCCAGUCCAUCUAUCCGUUUUUCAGUUUUGACCAACCCGCCCAGCCGUCGCUGACAAACAACAUUGAAAUUGUGAUUAUGGAUCCCGAAACGACUGCCGUGAUGGCUGAAAGCGGCAGAAUCAGUGCUGCAGAGACAGUCAUCAGUGAUGUGAGUUUGUUUUUAUUCUUGAGACUCGGUGGGUCCUGGGCCCAGACGUCAGUCGACACCAAGAGCUCUCAAUUGCCCUCCAACAGCUUAGCGGCGGCGCUCUUCAACUAAAACACUAAUGAUCAUCAAACAACAUAGUGUAUAGCCAACAUGUGGGUUGCGAUGGCUCUAAUGCAAUUGACUUCGGCUGUCUAUUGAGUUGUUCAAGUCUUUCCAGUUAGAAAUAACACUUUUUUGAGAUGUUCAUGUUCGAGAAAAAUCUUUUAUGUGAAGAUUUUGAAAAGUUGUAAGCGACAUUUCGUUACCAACGUGACCUACUUAGUGAUGAAUUAAAUAAAGUUAACGCAGGUAUCGGAAUAUUGGGUUGCAAAACGUUCGAGUCCUUGUAAACCUCACAAAAAUGAUCAUUCUUUUUGAAAUAUAGUAAAUCUCUCACAUAGUUACCGUAAAAGUAAAGCUAUAUUUAUACCUUAAAGUAUUAUUGUGGUUCUCCAAUUUCUGAUCGGAAACCACAGCGUAGAACGACGGAAAUUGAAUGUUUUUAAGCUAUCCGUCUAGAAAAUUGAUUUUUGCUUUAACUGUUCAUAGUCUGCAGACAAGAGUGGAAAAUAAUCUGAGUGAAAUAGUUCAUUGAUUAAUUUUAAUACUUAGUGAUCUUCAGUGAAUUUAUUAUCAUUUUGCUUCCCUUAAAAAUCCGUUCAUUAUGUUGGACCCAAGUCGAUCUGAAUCACACCUUUUGACGAAAUCAAAAUUACACCACUAGAGCGCGUUGUGAGAGCGAAGCCACCAGUUGUGACAAUGGUGCUUUUUGAUGUAAUGAAAGCUUCUUCUUAUCUUUUUGCAACUAUCAACUAUCAUCUUUCCAGGUUGUUGUGAACAAUAGCGACGAUUCGAGUAUGACAAAUCCGUCAUCGCGAUCCGCAGUGGCUGCUAUGUCUGGGGACGUGGCAAAACUCGAUGAGUCUUCGGCUAAGCUUGCGACUGCUACUAGCAACACAGUGGUCGCCAUCGACAACAAAAUUGUGCAGGCCAUGGACCUGGUGAAGACGCAUCUUACAUUCGCGGUCCGCGAGGAAGUCGAGACAUUGAGGACGACGAUCACUGAUUUGGAAUCGAGAGUAAUAAGACCUUACCGAUUCCCUGAAACUUUUUUUCCUUUCAGCUAAAUGCUCUCCGUGAGGAGAACCGUCUGCUUCGCGAGAAUGUGGCGCCGGAUGUGUUGGCAUUCAUCACGGCGAACAAACAGAUUUGCGAUUGA